This is a messenger RNA of Symbiodinium sp. CCMP2456, 653 nucleotides long. NCBI's taxonomy places the organism in Eukaryota, Dinophyceae, Suessiales, Symbiodiniaceae. The record is from the annotation of a GenBank genome assembly.
AUGCCAGUGGACCCUGCAUCGCCUGGAUUCCACAGGACAGAUGUCGGUAGAGCCCUAUGGGAUUUGGCCGGUGCCGGGCCACCUGAUGGAUCUCAUCUGGGCCGCGGGAGGGUGGGAUCCGAUGUCGCCCGUGCAAUGCAGUCAGAGCCUGUUGGCCGCCUUCGAAGGAUGCAACUCGAAUCUGAGUCGCUUGAGCACGGUGCCGAGGGGCGCACUGAAGGAGCACAGGAGGAGGGAGAUGAGGAUGAGGCACCAGAGUCUCCUCCGUCACCCAUCCGAGUUCGUCGACAGGAGAAAGUGCCCACCAAUGCACGUGCGCGGCUGCUCGCAGACAGCUCUGACAGUGAUGAUGCAAGGCCUGUGCGGCCUGCGAAACCCAGCAAGGCUGCAGCAGGUGAUGAAGCCCACGCGAGUCAUGAGCUGGACACGAGUCCUCAGGUCUUUGCAGAAGCGGCCCAGGAGACCAUCCCGUCCAGUCCGGUGGCCACUGAACCGCUUCCGGACAGCCAGGUAGACCCACCUCCGGAAAGCCAGGGCUCGGAUGGCUAUCCGGCGGCUGGUCGUGAUCACGCGGGUCCGGCGCCCGAGGCAACAAAGGCGAAGGUGCACAGGGGCAAGCCGGAAGCGAGGCAGAGGAAGGCUAGACCCGACAG